Messenger RNA from Penicillium griseofulvum, 1575 nucleotides. RefSeq names its product putative metaphase-anaphase transition protein (Mlo2). Gene Ontology annotation, molecular function: zinc ion binding; ubiquitin protein ligase activity. Gene Ontology annotation, cellular component: cytoplasm. NCBI's taxonomy places the organism in Eukaryota, Fungi, Ascomycota, Eurotiomycetes, Eurotiales, Aspergillaceae. The record is from RefSeq and is a predicted model, not a curated record. The coding region runs from base 1 to 1575 and encodes 524 amino acids. The transcript is spliced from 4 exons.
AUGGAUGCCCCACAAUCGGUCGUUGCUCAGCUCACCGAGGAUACUCGGAGUGAGAGCUUGGGCUCUCAGAAUUCCCAGACCGCGAAAGAGUUUAUUGAGUCCCAGCUCCAACUGGAGGCAGAUGCGCGUGAGGCUCUUCCUUAUGCCUUCGACUCUUGCACAUACGACCUUGGACCGUUGCGACAGGUCCUAUUUGCGUGCCUCACAUGUAACCCCCCACCUGCCGACUCCAAAGAAUCCUAUACUGCCGCUGGCGUCUGUUACUCGUGCUCGAUAUCCUGUCAUGGCGAACACACACUAGUCGAACUCUUCAACAAACGUAACUUUGUCUGCGACUGUGGAACAACCCGUCUACCACCAUCCUCAUGCUGCACACUCCGCGAAGAUCCCGCAACCGGAAAGAAGGGCGUUCAUUCACAAGAGGCUGCAGCAAAAAAUACAUACAACCAUAACUUUCGUAAUAAGUUCUGUGGCUGUGGCGAACAGUACGAUGCAUAUUCAGAAAAGGGGACAAUGUACCAGUGCCUGGGGCUUGGUACUGUCGAGACAGGAGGAUGUGGCGAGGACUGGUGGCACCCGGAGUGUCUCAUCGGCUUGUCGCGUGAUUGGAACAACGCCGCCCCUAAGGCCAAUGGACUCGGCGGCGGUGAUGCUACCAAUGACGCUUCAGCCGAGGACGAAGAAGAUCUGCCCCCACCUGGCUUUCCUGCGGAGGAUGAUUUCGACCAUCUGAUCUGCUUCAAAUGCGUCGACUCUAACCCCUGGAUCAAGCCCUAUGCGGGCACUCCUGGGUUCUUGCCCCCGGUUUUCCGGGAAGGUGGACUCAAGAAGGGCAUCAAUGUGACCGAGAACCCCCCUGUGCCAGCCACUGAGUCUCAUAAGACCGAACCUAAGGAUCUGGAGAAGACCGAACAAUCAAAAAAGCGCAAGGCAGAUGUCGAGGAGCCCGCCGAAGGAGAGCCUGUUACCAAGCGAACUAAAGAAGAAGAAGAACACGCUCCUGUCGAGGAACAACCGUCGAAGGUCAUGAAGGAAGAGGAGCCUACUGAGGAAGAAACCGAUUCCCCUGCAAAGCCGUCCGCCCCCAAGCACACCGAACUUCCCAAGUCCACUCCAAUGGAAUCAUUUUCUCUUUUUGCCUUAGAUGAUUUUCAUGGUCAGCUGUGCCGUUGUGCUGAGUGCUUCCCCAAGCUUGUUCCGCACCCUCAACUUCGCGAAGAAGAAGAUACCUAUGAGCCUCCCAUGUCUGACGAUGGCCAGGCUAAUGGUGCCGCAAGUGUCGGUACGGGCAGCAUUUACGAUCGCGGCGAGGCAGCACUGAACAACAUGGAUCGGGUGCGUGCCAUCGAGGGCGCAAUGGCAUACAACCACCUGCGUGACAAACUCAAGGUGUUCCUACAGCCAUUCGCCGAGAGUGGACAGGCUGUCAGUGCGGAAGACAUCAAGGGCUACUUUGAGGCCCUGCGCGGUGAUGAGCAGGGCAUCAAAGAUGCUGCUAAUCACGCUUCUACCAUGAGUGGUGACGGCAAGGACGAUACCGACGGAGACAAGCGACACGAACAGAAUGGGUACUGA